Molecule: messenger RNA, 3114 nt
Organism: Oryza sativa Japonica Group (Japanese rice)
Lineage: Eukaryota; Viridiplantae; Streptophyta; Magnoliopsida; Poales; Poaceae
Product: zinc finger CCCH domain-containing protein 24
Biological process (GO): RNA processing
Molecular function (GO): RNA binding; RNA methyltransferase activity; metal ion binding
Source: RefSeq, a predicted model, not a curated record
GUUCCGCUGAAAGCCCUGAAACCACACGAACACGCGGCUUUGCUUCGGUUUCGUUGCCCCUCCGCCGCCGCCGCCGCCGCCGCCACCCAUGGAGAUGGAGAUGGAGGACAACAAGGCGCCCUCGCCGCCAUCACCUAUGGAGUCCGACGUCGCUGGGGAGAAGCGCAAGAGGGAGGACGAUGCAUCCUCCUCCGCUGUACUUGCCGCCGCCAACAACACCGGCGGUGCCCAGCACCCCAUGUGGAAGACCAGCCUCUGCUCCUUCUUCCGCCGCCGCGCCGCCUCCUCCGCCGACGGCUGCAGCCACGGCGACUCCUGCCGCUACGCGCACUCCGAGGAGGAGCUCCGCCCGCGCCCCGACGGCACCUGGGACCCCACCUCCGACCGCGCCAAGAAGCUCCGCAAGGUCGCCGCCGACGAGGUGGAGGAAGAGGUGGUCACCAUUGACGACAAGGCCCUGGACAAGUGCCUCGUCGGCCUCCCGAGGGGAUGGGCCAACGACAGGCUCAAGACUUUCCUCCAAGACAAGGGAAUCUCGUAUGCAACAGCGAAGAAGAAGAAGGGAAUGACUGUUGGUUUUGUAACUUUUGAAAAUAUUGAACAGCUGAAGAAUGCUAUCGAGGUACUUACAGAGAACCAAUCUGGUGGAAAGGAAAUAAAGAUAGCAGAUGCCAAUCGUAGAUCUCAUCAAAAGCUGCACACAGAAAAGCCUGUAUCUGACAAUGGAGUGACAACAGAAAAUGGUACUAGUGUUGAUGUUCCUCCUGGGGAGACAUCUGCACCUGAAGCAGCAAUAUCAAAUAAAAAAAGUGUCCGCGAUGCAGUUACUCCCCUUGCCCACAUGUCUUAUAAUGAUCAGCUAGAGCACAAAAAGAAUUCUGUUGCGCAGAUACUGAAGAGGCUUACUCGCAAUGCUAGGAAAGCUUGCCCUACUGGCAUUCCCCUUCCAGAUUGGGUUUUUAAAUCCAAAGAAAUUGGUGGUCUUCCUUGCAAGCUUGAAGGCAUUCUGGAGUCCCCAGUGAUUAAUGGAUACCGUAACAAGUGUGAAUUCUCUGUGGGAUUUUCUUUGGAGGGAAAAAAGACGGUUGGAUUUAUGCUUGGAAAUUUUAGGGAAGGUGUGACUGCUGUUGAGGAACCUGUGGACUGCCCAAAUGUCUCAGAAAUUUCCUGCAAAUAUGCUCUGAUGUUCCAAGACUUUCUGCAGUCAUCAAGCUUGCCUGUGUGGAACAGAGUUGAUAAUUGUGGAUUUUGGCGUCAAUUCACAGUUCGGGAGGGAAGAUGUCAAGCUCAAGCUGUUGCACAGAAUGCAGAAAACCAAAUAUCAGAAGUCAUGCUUAUUGUUCAGGUUUGCUCCACAGGUGUUGAUGAUGCAGUAAUGAAAGAUGAAUUUGACAAGUUGACCGUUGCCCUGCAACAAGGAGCAGCAACAUGCUCACCUCCAUUACCUCUAACAACUAUAGUAGUGCAAGAUCACAAAGGAAUUUCAAAUGCUGCACCAGCUGAUUGUCCAUUGAUCCCACUAUUGGUGCCAAAAGUAGAUCAAUCAGAAGGUACAGUGGAUAAAACAAGAAUCCAUGACCACAUCGGUAAUCUGUGGUUCUCCAUAUCACCAACAGCAUUUUUUCAGGUCAAUACUCUCGCUGCAGAAAGAUUGUAUACCCUUGCUGGUGAUUGGGCCAACCUCAAUUCGGGCACAUUACUUUUUGACGUAUGUUGUGGAACAGGAACAAUUGGACUGACCUUGGCACACCGUGUUGGAAUGGUUGUUGGAAUCGAAAUGAAUGAAUCAGCAGUUUCUGAUGCUGAGAGAAAUGCGCUCAUUAACGGUGUAUCAAAUUGUCGCUUUGUCUGUGGGAAGGCCGAAGAUGUGAUGGGGUCUCUUCUCACUGAAUAUCUUGGUUCACCGCAGCAGGACAUUCCUGUUUCUGAAGGUGCAGUAAGUGGUACUGUGAAAGAUGAGGAAGUUAUUGACAGUUCUAAGAAUAGUGGCGAAAAUUUGGACAGCUCAAUGCAGAAAAAUGACAAUGGCGAAAGCCAGCAGCUCGGGGAUGCACCAGCUGAUUCUUCCUCUUCUGCCAUAGAUGAGAUAAAGGGGAAUUCCAAUGAUAGGGUUGGCAAUGGGUUGGAAGGCAGCCAUGAUGAAUACAAUGAGGUUGCUGGAGAAGAUAUUCAUGGGGAAGCAUCAUUGAUCAAUGAGUCUGUUGACCUGAAAGUAUCGGACUGUUUGGAGGACAGAAAGACAUCUGAUGAUGGUUCUUCCAUUUCUAACAAUGAUGUGACUGCAGCUACUGCAUGUCAGUUCGAAGACAUUGUUGCUAUUGUGGAUCCUCCUCGUGUUGGGCUUCACCCUACUGUGAUCAAGGCAUUGAGGACUCAUCCACGAAUUCGACGUCUAGUGUACAUUUCCUGCAAUCCAGAUAGUCUAGUUGCCAAUGCGAUUGAGCUGUGUACCCCAUCAUCUGAGAAACAGGAAAAGAACAAAGGAAACCGGGGAUGGCGAACCAUGAGCAGCGCUGGCCUCGCGAGGCAGCGUACAAAGUCGAUGCCCAACUCUGAGCCAUUUGUUCCCAAGAGAGCCAUGGCUGUUGAUUUGUUCCCCCACACCUCGCAUUGUGAGAUGGUUAUGCUUUUCGAGAGGUGAACAAGUAGCCGGCUCAUCGAAUUCUUUCUAGAGAUUUUUGAUCUUUGUUGAAAUUUUCAUCAUGUUGUAUGAUGCAUUACAAGACCCAGAAGCCAUGACAAUUGAUUGUUGCUGCUGGCCUGGAACAUCAAUUUUUCAUGUUAAAUGAAUUGCACUCAAAAAGGACCACAACCACAAAGCAGGCACACUGGAAGCUGAAACUUAACAUGUGACAUGCAUCUGUCUUAUUUUUAGGUAAACCCCAAAAGAGGACAGGGAGUUGCUGUUUUCAUUUAAGAAGAAGAGAGUGACCCGCAUCUGUCAUAACUAGAGCUUUGAUGUAUUGGCAAUCUUGUCAGGGAAAAACCGUACUUUGGUACAGGAUCCAGUGUUUGCCCCAUCCAUGGCAAACAACAGUGCUGGUAGUACUAAUAUUUGUGCUCAGAUUGUAAUAUUGUCAAUAGGGGGAAAAAAAGAGGUUCAGUUCCUUGCUA